Cryptococcus wingfieldii CBS 7118 is the source of this 639-nucleotide messenger RNA. RefSeq lists its product as hypothetical. The record is from RefSeq and is a predicted model, not a curated record. Bases 1 to 639 code for a protein of 212 amino acids. The transcript is spliced from 3 exons. Gene Ontology annotation, molecular function: carbon-sulfur lyase activity. NCBI's taxonomy places the organism in Eukaryota, Fungi, Basidiomycota, Tremellomycetes, Tremellales, Cryptococcaceae.
AUGUCGCAAGAGACUCCUAGCUGGGCAAAAGAAGUGCCAUUCCUUUACGGUGAAAGCCGAGAGGGCUGGACGACUAAAUGGCGGCAGAGCUGCUUCUGCAAGAAGACUGCUUUUGUCUACGACAGAGAUCCACUGCAGGUCAAAGUCUGUCAUUGUACUGGCUGUCAGAAGCUGCACGGCGCCCCAUUCCAACAAGCAGCCAUAUUCCCCAAAGACGCAGUCCGGCUCGAUACAUCUCCCGAUCACGUCCGCUUUCUCAGCGCUUCCGCCGAUUUUCACGCGCUAUCAUCAUCGCCCACGCCGAUCCCUCGCAAGAUAUCGUGUGGGUCGUGCGGUACGCCAUUCAUGGACGAAGGGCGGAAUAUGGUGUUGGCUUUCCCGCCGACAUUUGAGUUCGCCAGGGGUAAAGGGGAGAAGGGCGUUCCGGAAGUUUUCAGGCCAGGGUGUCAUAUCUUUUAUGGGCAGAGGGUCAUGGAUUGUCCAGACGGGCUUGACAAGUGGAGAGCGCAUAAGAACGAAAGCGAAAAGAUGGGAGACACCCAAGGAGAAGAAGAAGACCCCAAAGAAGAGGAGGUAGGCGCCCAAGGCAAGGAAGAACAGACUGAGGAUCGAGAAGCCAAGAGACCAAGGAUCAGUUGA